This is a messenger RNA of Plasmodium cynomolgi strain B, 192 nucleotides long. RefSeq names its product CYIR protein. Lineage: Eukaryota; Apicomplexa; Aconoidasida; Haemosporida; Plasmodiidae. The record is from RefSeq and is a predicted model, not a curated record. The transcript has 2 exons. The annotation marks the transcript as partial.
AAGGAAGCUGCAAAUGCUGUAGCGCUACAUAAAAUUCAUGAACCCUUUGAUUUUAAUAAACAUUGUAAUGGAACCGAUAAUAAUCUAAAUUCCAAACGUAGAAAAGUCAAAGAUCUUUGCAUUCAACUAGUAUGUCAUUUUGAUAAGUUAAGUCAACCGGGUGAUUCCGAACGUAAUAAUUACUACAAUUAA